CUAUUUACUGUUGCUAUCUAACUGCCAAAUUUUUUAAUUUUGAUGUUUGAUUUUGUUCAAUUUAUUGUUGAAUUUAUAUUUUCUGCUCUCCCGCGGCUUGUAAAGGAUAUAGGGAAACAAAGAGGCAUGGCAUCUGUAAAGGAAAUUUUUGGGCUAAUUACCAAAAAAAAAAAGGGAAAUUUUAGGCUUUCGGGACCUUCAUGGCUCACUGCUGUCGAUUGGGAAAAUUCUGGUCACAGAAGAUCAGUUGUUGCAAGCUUGGUCCAAGGAGUGUACACUCUAGAAAGGGACCGCCAACAGAACCGCCAAGGCCACCAAUCUGAAGCUUCUCCAUGGUGGAACUCUUUCCACUUUCAAUUAAUCACCCAACUUAUAGAUCCUGUUGAUUCCUCUAUCUUUGGCGCCAUUUAUCAAUAUAAUCCAUCCGUUUGCCAUCACAGAGCCCCAAAAUAUGUUAUUGCCUUCCGAGGAACACUAAACAAGCUAGAUACCUUAUUAAGAGAUUAUAAGCUGAACAUCAAAGUCUUCCGCAGCAAACUUCAUCUAGACAUCCGCUUUCAUCGGGCACUGAAGGAUGUGCAGGAUGUUAUUGAAGAAGUAGGACCAGAUAACGUUUGGUUAGCCGGGCAUUCACUUGGAUCAGCUAUUGCCUUGCUUGUAGGGAAGAAUAUGGCAAGGCUAAAUUAUCCUCUUGAAACUUACCUUUUCAACCCACCAUUCACUUCUUUCCCCAAGUUGAAGCAAGGGAUUCGCAUUGCAAGCAGUUUUAUCAAAGCUGGAAUUGCUGCUGUAACGGGCAAACACCAAAGAGAUGACUCUUUUUUUGAAUUAUCUAACUGGUCUCCUAACCUGUUUGUUAACCGAGCUGAUCAUAUUUGCUCUGGAUAUAUUGAUUAUUUUGAGCAUAGGAAAAAGAUGGAGGAGGUUGGAGCAGCAGAGACUGUGAGACGUGUAACACAAAUAUCUAUAGUGAACAUGAUAUUUGGUAAACAAGAGAAGGAUUGCGAACCCCUGCAUCUGCUGCCUUCAGCUUAUCUGACUGUUAAUAUGAUUCAGUCUCCAGAUUUUAAACGAGCUCACAGAAUUCAGCAGUGGUGGGAUCCUAGUUUUUAUGGCCAGUCGGAACUUCACUUGCUCUGAUAAUGUAAGUUAUUUUCACUUUGUAGGAUUGCUUGAUGAAUGAUUUGUUUAAUUACACUUCACCAUUCUGGUGAAAACUUGCUAUGUUUGAUCACAAUGAAACACAAAUGUUUAUUGCUGAAUUACUAGGAAGAUGAUAAGUUUGAUAUUCUCUUCCUUUUGGA
Molecule: messenger RNA, 1304 nt
Organism: Mangifera indica (mango)
Lineage: Eukaryota; Viridiplantae; Streptophyta; Magnoliopsida; Sapindales; Anacardiaceae
Product: GDSL esterase/lipase At4g10955-like
Exons: 2
Coding region: 43-1140 (365 amino acids)
Biological process (GO): lipid metabolic process
Source: RefSeq, a predicted model, not a curated record